Molecule: messenger RNA, 1080 nt
Organism: Limanda limanda (common dab)
Lineage: Eukaryota; Metazoa; Chordata; Actinopteri; Pleuronectiformes; Pleuronectidae
Gene: neurod4
Product: neuronal differentiation 4
Exons: 1
Coding region: 1-1080 (359 amino acids)
Molecular function (GO): protein dimerization activity
Source: RefSeq, a predicted model, not a curated record
AUGAUGACCAAACCAUUUGUGAAGAGCGGGGACGUGAGUGAGCUGGUGAGCUCCCUCAGCUGGCUCGAGGAUGAGGAGGAGGAGGAGGAUGACGACGGCAGCUCACAGGACGGAGACGAGUACCCAGACAUGAGGACCCGCCUUGGUCUGAAUGUCCGCUCCUGCACAGAGCUGGGCAGUGAAGAUAUGGAGGAGGAGGAAGAGGAUGAGAAUGGCGAGAAUGGACAAAAUGGAGAGCAGGGUCCCAAAAGGAGAGGCCCCAAGAAGAAGAAGAUGACCAAAGCACGACAGGAGAGGUUUCGUGUCCGGCGGGUCAAGGCCAAUGCCAGAGAACGCUCCCGCAUGCACGGGCUGAACGAUGCCCUGGAUUGUCUCCGCAGAGUCAUGCCCUGCUACUCCAAGACACAGAAGCUGUCCAAAAUUGAAACUCUACGCCUGGCACGCAACUACAUCUGGGCCCUGUCCGAGGUGCUGGAGAGUGGCCAAUCCACAGAGAGCAACGGCUUCAUGGAGAUGCUGUGCAAAGGUUUGUCUCAGCCCACCAGUAACCUCGUGGCCGGCUGCCUGCAGCUGGCACCCACUCCGAUGAUGCUCACCAAGCUGGAGGACAAGUGUGGCGGCCCCGGGCAGGGCGGUGUGGGGGGUCAGGCUGGCCAUCCCCUCAGCUACCCGUCCCCAGGCCUUCCCAGCCCCCCCUAUGGCUCCCUGGAGGCAUCCCACCUCCUCCACAUGAAGGGAUUCAAAGGGCCUGUGUACGACAACCCCUCCUCAAACGAGUGCAGCAGUGGCACUCCGCCAUACGACGGGCCCCUCACCCCUCCCCUCAGCAUCAGUGGCAACUUCGCCCUGAAGCAUGAGCCCUCUCCCCACGAGUCAGAGAGGAACUACGCGCCCCACCCCGGCCACCAUGCCCACUACCUCAUGUCGCACCACUACCCCACCUCCACGACAGGUGUCCUACCAGGUGGGCCUCAGGGUCACCCGCUGUUUCAGGCUUCCCGCUAUGAGCUGCCCCUGGAUGUGGGCUUUGACUCCUUCGCUCCCUCUCACCUGAUCCCCACUCACAUGGGUAACAUCUGA